GGAGGGCGGCGGAGGCUCCGCUCUCGGGGAGUUUGUGGGGGAACCGCGAGCGGCGUAGCGGAUCCCGGAGCCCGGCCCCCGCCGCCCGCCCGUCCGGCUGCCUGCCCCGCCCGUCCGGCCCCCGCCGUCCGCCCGCCCCGGCCAGGCGCUCCCGCCCCCCCGACGGCCCCGCCCGGCCGCGGCCCCCGCUCCGCCCGCCCGGCCCCGGCCCCCAGGAGGAGGCGCUGACGCAGCAGCGUGGAGCCCGGGAAUUGAGCGCCCCCGGGGGGUUCCAGCCGCCGGAUUCCAGCCCGGCCGGGGCCUGCGGGCGCCCAGAGCCGCGCCGUCCGCGCCGCUGUCCGGUUCUUCAUUGCCUUGGCCGUGCCAGCUUCCAGGAUACAGCCCAGCUCUGGCCUCUCAUUCAGGACGGGGCCCAGGCUGCCCCAGAUUGGAAGUACCCCAUGACACACACACGGAGGAAGUCCCUUCCCAUGCUGAGUUCGGGCCCCUCUGGCCGCCGGGAGCCCCUGCAGAUGGAAGGCAGCAGUACGGAGCCGGGGGCAGAGAGUGUGGAAGCAGGCAUGCCCGAGAGCCCAGGACACCUCACCGGGCGCCGCAAGAACUACCCACUGCGUAAGCGCCCAUUGGUCCCCGAGAAGCCCAAGGCCUGCAAAGUGCUCCUGACCCGCCUAGAGAAUGUGGCUGGUCCACGGAGUGCAGAUGAGGCUGAUGAGCUCCCCCCUGACCUGCCCAAGCCCCCAAGCCCAGCCCCAUCCAGUGAGGAUCCUGGCCUUGCCCAGCCCCGCAAGAGGCGCCUGGCCUCCCUCAAUGCGGAGGCCCUCAAUAACCUGCUGCUGGAGCGGGAGGAUGCCAGCAGCCUGGUGGGCACCCGUCGCAGCCGAGGGGGCGACUCUCACCGCAGCCGGGACCGGGCCACGGGGGGCUGGUCCUCCUCCAAGAAGCGGCCCCGCCUCGAGGACCUUGGAGGAGGAAGUCGGGACCUGUCCCCAGAGCCAGCACCGGAUGAGGGUGCCCGUCGAGAUGGUGACCCAGCGCCCAAGAGACUGGCCAGCCUGAAUGCAGCUGCCUUCCUGAAGCUGAGCCAGGAGCGGGAGCUACCCCUGAGGCCACCGCGUGCCCACCCAGAAGCAGAGGGGCGCUCCACAGAGCCACCGGCGCUGAGGGCUCCGAGGCCAAAGUGGGCUAAUAAGGUCAAUGGCAAGAACUAUCCCAAGGCCCAGCAGGGCCCUGGCUCUGGGGAGGCUGUAGGCCCACUCGGCUGGCAGAGGCACCCCGAGGAGCCAUGGCCAUCCGCCACCCCUCGGGGGCCAGCCAGCCAGCCACCUUACCAGCCCCUGAGCAAGGCUCUGGAGAGUCCCUUGGGGCUGCGCCCCCACCUGCCUCUGCUGAUGGGCGGGCAGGCAGCCUUGAAGCCAGAGCCUGGGCGCCCGGGUGAAGAGUCGCCUGCCCCCAAGCAGGAACUGCACCAGCCUUCUUUCCCCACACCCCAGCUGUCCCCCCUGCCAAUGCCUGGCAACCCUGCCCACUACAGUGGCCUGUGCGGUCGACCUGAGCUCACUGCACUAGGCAGCUUCUACCUUUACUGCAGCCAAGACGGGCUGCAGUGUGGAGGCUACGCUCCCUGCCCCAUGCUUCCCGAGGGCAAGUUGUCCCCAGUGGCUGCACCUAACGAGGGGCUCCUCUUGGCACCGAGCUCAGUGCCUGCAGGCACCCCUUUCCAGCACACUCCCUGGGGCUCUCGCUACUGUUCUAGCGAGGACACUGGAGUGAAUGGCUACAGCAUCUGUGAAAUGUUGCCCCCAUCUCUUACCCACAUCGGCACUACCUGCGGCGGCUGCCCCUACAAAAUGCCUUUUGCAGCAGAAGGCUGCAGGUCCCUGGGCCAGCUGGAAUUUCCUCUCCCGGAAGCCGGCCACCCUGCCUCACCUGCCCACCCCCUCCUGGGAUGCCCUGUGCCCAGCGUGCCGCCUGCAGCAGAGCCCGUCCCCCAUCUUCAGACCCCCACCUCGGAGCCCCAGACAGUAGCCCGCGCGUGCCCUCAGAGCGCCAAGCCUCCCAGCGGCUCCAAGUCGGGUCUGCGCACGGGCUCUAGCUGUAGGCACACGGCGAGAAGCAAGGCCGCCUGCAGGCCCAGCCACCCCAAGCAACCGCGUGUGCAGCGCCCGCGCCCGCGCCGCCGCCGCCGCCGCCGCACUAAUGGCUGGGUGCCCGUCGGGGCUGCGUGUGAGAAGGCUGUCUAUGUCUUGGAUGAGCCAGAACCAGCCAUCCGAAAGAGCUACCAGGCGGUGGAGCGGCAUGGAGAGACGAUCCGAGUCCGGGACACUGUCCUCCUCAAGUCAGGCCCACGGAAGACGUCCACGCCUUAUGUGGCCAAGAUCUCUGCCCUCUGGGAGAACCCUGAAUCAGGAGAACUGAUGAUGAGCCUCUUGUGGUAUUACAGACCAGAGCACUUACAGGGAGGCCGCAGUCCCAGCAUGCACGAGCCUUUGCAGAAUGAAGUCUUUGCAUCGCGACAUCAGGACCAGAACAGUGUGGCCUGCAUUGAGGAGAAAUGCUAUGUGCUGACCUUUGCUGAGUACUGCAGAUUCUGUGCCAUGGCCAAGCGCCGAGGCGAGGGCCUCCCCAGCCGAAAGACCGCACUGGUGCCCCCCUCUGCAGACUACUCUACCCCGCCACACCGCACGGUGCCCGAGGACACGGACCCUGAGCUGGUGUUCCUUUGCCGCCAUGUCUAUGACUUCCGCCAUGGCCGCAUCCUCAAGAACCCUCAGUAGCCUCCGCAGGCCUACCCUGGGCCUGCCCCUGGGCAAGUGGGGCCCGAGGCGGGGGCACUGCUUGAAGCACGGCACUUGGUUAAGGGGCCACAGGGGCUCGAGGUUGCUGGCCUGCGGUUCUCUUGGGGGGAGGGCAGGGACCCCCAUGGGUACUGGGCCCCUGGGGAGGGAAGGGGAGGCCAGGGUACAAGGAAAGCAUCGCAGCCCUCAGCGUGGCCCAGAGUACCUCUCUGUGGUUGCCUGGGUGGAGACUUGAAGAAGCAGUCUUCCCUGAGGCUGGGCCAAGCCCGAGGGGCAUGGGGCCCUGGGGGGAGGGGAGAGUCCAGUCCUUCAGGAAUAAGGCCCAACAGGCUCUUCUUUAGCCCUCCCCGGGCCCUGCAAGGCGGGGGGAGGCGAGCGGGAGCCAGCUUUACCUCACCCACUGUGACCCACUGCUUCCCCCUCAGCCUGGGGCCAGGCUCUCCCAGAUUCUAGCACAGCUCCGAGCUCCUUCCUUUGAGGCAUAGAGAGCCAGAGUCUGGCUUCCAGAGCGUAGACUUUCUCUUUCUAGACUCGGGGCCUUUCCCUGGCUUCCUCCUUUGCCCCUGCAGUAGCCCCUGCGCUGGGACAAGUUACCCAGUGCGCACAGUCAUGGGUGUGGCCCACUUGUGGGCGUCAGCUUCCUGUCUGCCUCCUGGUGAGGGCCAUCCAGCAGGUCUGGCUUCCCAGAAGCUAACUGGUCAACAUGGGGUUUGUCAUGUCUGGGAGGGCGGAAGGGAGCUGGGAGGGGGUGGGCAGGGGGCAAGGAAAAUUGCUACCUGAUUUAUUGAAGACUUUUCCUCUUGCCUUACACUUGGAGGUUGUAGGAAACCUCUUGCAGAACUUCGUACCUGACUCUUCAAGCCACACCCACCUGAAAUCAAACCAAAGGAGUGCUGUGGCUCCCCUUGCCCCCCACCCUUACCCUGGUCUUUUGUAGAUUGCACUAAUUUACAUCCCUGCGAGAAUCAACACUGUAUCAGUCCACAGACCUGCUGAGCUGCAGCCACUCACUCUAGGAGCUAAGGACCUGCAUUUUCAGUUUGUUCCUGUUUCCCAGGGGCCCUGUUCUCACCUCAUGCUGCUCCCCAGAGUAGGUUAGGAGGCUGGGCCCCCUGUUGUCCUUGCCAGGACUAGGCCCCUGGCCCCCCAGGGCUCUGUGAGGGGGCUGGAGCAGCCUGGUCCUAUCCUAUUUGUACCAAAGAGGAGCAUUGGUGGGGAGGGGGAGAGGAGCACUGUGUGGUCUGGGCGCCGCUGGUAGCACUUCCCCAGGGCACACCCCUGGCGGCAGGAGCCAAGAGGGCAGCGGGCAGCGCUCCUCCUCCUCCUCCCCUAGGAAGGGGCAGGCACAGACCCAGCCCAAGCUAAGGAGGUGACACUGGGUGAGGACAGUCAGGCUGGGUCUGGAGAGGGAGGUCAAAGCGAACCCCCAGGGCCCUGCCAACAACCCCAGGCCCUGUGCUAUCCCUGAGAAGACAGGCUGCUCCCAAUUGGUCACUGGGCUUGGGGGAGGCCUGGAGGCUUCAGAGGCGAAUUUACACAUGGAAACCCCAAUCCCAAACCCGAGGGGAAGGGACUAGGGUGCCCUUGUAUUGAAUAAGCUGUUUGGAGGAAGGAGUGGGGCAGUAAAAGAGGUUGGCAGAGAGUGGCUGCAGGGGCUCUGGAGAGCCAGCCUGGGAGCCUGCUCAUUCCCAGGGUGCUGGGCUCCUGCGGCCAAGGAGCCCAGCCUCACUCAGCAGGAGAGGAGAUCAAGGCCCCUCCUCCCCCAGAGGCAGGGUCUGCUGCCCAGAACUUAAAUGCUUUUGAAAUCUCUUAGAUGUGGAAAUAUUUUUUCGAACCUAAAAAUGCAGCUGGUAGAAUUUCAAUGGAAGCAUAAUUCAUGUAAAAUAUAUUUUAGUUGAUAUUUUGUAAAAUGCACUUUUUGUGUGUGUCGACCCUGGUUUCUCAGAUCUGUAUUUCAGUGUUUACAAGGGAGGGAGGACCUUUCCUCACCUCCCUUUUGACAGAGAUUAGAAGUACUUCUUUAAGAAAAAAAUAAAUUUGAAAAAUUGUAUUGAUUUAGAAAAGGA
Messenger RNA from Mirounga angustirostris (Northern elephant seal), 4861 nucleotides. RefSeq names its product bromo adjacent homology domain containing 1 (gene BAHD1). Gene Ontology annotation, molecular function: transcription cis-regulatory region binding; chromatin binding. Gene Ontology annotation, biological process: heterochromatin formation; negative regulation of DNA-templated transcription. Bases 441 to 2774 code for a protein of 777 amino acids. Gene Ontology annotation, cellular component: chromatin silencing complex. The transcript has 8 exons. The record is from RefSeq and is a predicted model, not a curated record. NCBI's taxonomy places the organism in Eukaryota, Metazoa, Chordata, Mammalia, Carnivora, Phocidae.